CUGAAACCAGCAAGCUCUGUAGUAGUGGCCCGGGGUUUAAAUUGACUUGAAUGAUCCCAGUCCCAUAGUUACCACAGCUGGCCUCUCAACUUUUAUUCAUCUCACUCCUUCUUCCUCUCCUCGUCUCUGAGCUGUGAAACUUCCAGGUCUAGUUUGGUAGCUCACGUUAAAAAAAAGGAAUCAAGGCCGCCACCCCCCCCUCCCUCCUGCUCCCCCCCCUCCCCAGGAAAGCCGUGCAUGUAUGUGGCUCACCUCUCGCUGAUUGAGCUGUUUCUCUGGAUUGAGCGCUGCCUGCCGUGGCCCUGCAGCUGCUUUCCCCUCACACAGGAGUGAGUGCCGAGGACCUGCGGACUGCCGUGGUUUAAUAGAUAGAAGUAACCAGGAGUCACCAUGUUGAGAGACGCUGCAUCCAUCUAUACAAGAUUCCAAAAGAAUUUGGACUCAUGGGUUGAUGUCCGAGUCAAGGACUACCCACUGAUGCAGGGCCCUUUAAAAAUGACAGUCCUCCUAAUAGCCUACGUCGUCUUCUCAAAGUACAUCGGCCCUCGCCUUAUGGCGAACCGUAAGCCCUUCCAUCUCAACAAGGCCAUGAUCGUCUACAACCUCAGCAUGGUUUUAUUGAACGCCUACGUGGUGUACGAGUUCCUGGUGUCUGGAUGGGGCACCACUUACACGUGGAGAUGUGACCUUGUGGACACGUCGACCAGCCCAGAGACUUUUCGGAUGAUUCGAGUGUGUUGGUUGUUUUAUUUUUCAAAAUUUAUCGAACUCCUCGACACAGUGUUCUUUGUGCUGAGGAAAAAGCAAAGCCAGAUCACAUUCCUCCACGUGUUCCAUCACUCCUUCAUGCCCUGGACGUGGUGGUGGGGCCUCACUCUGACUCCUGCUGCAGGAAUGGGCUCCCUUCAUGCCCUGGUGAAUGCAGCCGUCCACGUCGUCAUGUACUUCUACUACUUACUAUCUGCUGCUGGACCUCGCUUUCAGAAAUACCUGUGGUGGAAAAAAUACAUGACCGCCAUUCAGCUUGCCCAGUUUAUUGUGGUUUCCAUUCACAUCAGCCAGUACUACUUCAUGGAAAGGUGUGACUACCAGAUUCCAAUGUGGAUCCAUCUGAUUUGGAUGUAUGGCAUCUUCUUCUUCCUCCUCUUCUCCAACUUUUGGAUCCAGGCCUACAUAAAAGGAAAGCGGCUUCCCGUCGUGGAGCACAAACCCAAACAGAACGGCUCAACCAGCGACGCCAUCGCUGUGGUGGCCAACGGGAAACACCUGGAGAACGGGAAUGGCCACCACCAUACCAACGGCAAAAUCCUCCUGGGCAAAGUAAAGGAAAUCUGACUCUGUAGAGCUGCCUUGGAAACGUCAUUCGUAUCUAGCAACAUAAUGAAACGUCACUGAUUUCGCUGUGUCUUCCAAACUAGAUAAUUUCUCUAUAAAUAUACUUUUUUCUUACGCACACUUGUUUGGGAUAUGUGUUUUGGUGGUGAUCUCCACUGGCCAAAUUGUGUUUCUUCAGUCGUUGUGAAAACUGUUAACUGUGAUGAACACUUUAUGGAAAUUGGUGCUCAUUUUGUCACGUAUAGUAUUCCUCAACUCCGGCUUGACCCACAUAAGCCCAAUACACACUGUUUGUCUGGCAUGACCCUUGUUGCACCGUUUCAACUGAAGACCGGCACAUAUAAACCACUUCUACAGACUUUGUCCAAACAAAGCUUUCAUUGUAAAUGUCAAAUAUUUAGUUUUUUUUUUUUUUUUUUUUUUUUAAUUUAUCUUUUGAAAUAAAACUUUUUUUUUUUAGAUAAAGGUCUGUCAUUUUGAAAGUAGCUAUGUGCACUUUCUAAGAAACAUACACCUCAAUGUUAAAACUUGUGGCGAAAAAUGUUAUACUGUAUAUUACAGUAUUGAUUUUUUUGGUUUGCUAAAUUAGGUAGUGAUACUGUUAUGAGUUCUGCAACACGAUGGUCAAAUCCCAGCUCACUGGGCGUGAAUAGCAAGUCCUUUUUUGAAUUCAAAUUGAAUGAGAAGUGUACUGUUUCUGAAUAUCACUGCGGUUCAUUACAAAUGUGCACCGAUGACUGUUGAAGGACUGCUUUUAAAACUUGUAUUUGCCACAAUGAAAUAGGAGUGGAUGUGUAACCAGGAGCUGUUUUAUACAUUGCAAUUAACUCAUUUUUAGAUUAUUUGGUUUCUGACUUGUGCAGAAAUAAAAUCUAAAUGUUUCACCAAAGUGAAGUCAUUGAUCGGUUAAAUGUUUGACACAAAUGUAUUGAAAGUUAAUGUUUUUAGCCUAGCCACAACUUAAGUUGGAGGAAAAGCAGCACAUAAAUUGUAUUUAUAUGGCUUGAAGCUAUGUAAACACACUGAAAUAAGUACCAUAAACCGAGACCGUAUAUUCGCCCUUUACCUAAAAAAAUGGUCACGGAGAAACUCUGGCAAACUAUCAGUGAGGAUAAGUAAUGUAGCAUGAUUUGCUUUAUGAAACAAUGAUUGUGGUU
Pungitius pungitius (ninespine stickleback) is the source of this 2492-nucleotide messenger RNA. It is a transcript of the gene elovl1a, whose product is annotated as ELOVL fatty acid elongase 1a. Bases 391 to 1335 code for a protein of 314 amino acids. Lineage: Eukaryota; Metazoa; Chordata; Actinopteri; Perciformes; Gasterosteidae. Gene Ontology annotation, molecular function: fatty acid elongase activity. The record is from RefSeq and is a predicted model, not a curated record. Gene Ontology annotation, cellular component: endoplasmic reticulum membrane; endoplasmic reticulum. Gene Ontology annotation, biological process: sphingolipid biosynthetic process; fatty acid elongation, saturated fatty acid; fatty acid elongation, monounsaturated fatty acid. The transcript is spliced from 8 exons.